Dibothriocephalus latus is the source of this 423-nucleotide messenger RNA. Lineage: Eukaryota; Metazoa; Platyhelminthes; Cestoda; Diphyllobothriidea; Diphyllobothriidae. The record is from the annotation of a GenBank genome assembly.
GACGCGGAUAACGUGGAGCUAGCGGAGCUGCUGGAAGCGCUGAAAUCUGUCCGCCCAGAAUUUGAGAACUUGCUAUCUUUCUCCUCAACACCUAGCUCGGCCACUCAAGCAAAGGGGCCUCCGUCUCCAGGCGGAUCUGUAGAAUCAGAAGGACGCCCGGGUAGUGAGUAUCCUUGUGAGCUAGAUGAGACGGGAGCGACCGCGCAGGAACAGGCGCUUGCUCUGGCUUGGUGCAACUCUUCCCAACCGAAAAAUUACCUGAUGGCUACACUAAAAUGGGUCCUUCAAGAACAGUACGUCCGGGAGAUUCAAGAUCCGCUUGACAAGGCCAGGCUCCCAAUCGAAGUAGUCAACAAACGAUUGGUAGGUGCAAAUAUCAAGGCCAGGGAUUUACUCAUGGGCACCCAUCAACUCACUGACUGA